Symbiodinium sp. CCMP2456 is the source of this 1869-nucleotide messenger RNA. The record is from the annotation of a GenBank genome assembly. Lineage: Eukaryota; Dinophyceae; Suessiales; Symbiodiniaceae.
AUGUUUGAAGAGUACACCGAGGACGUAUGGUCUAUCAAUGAUGAAGGAACAGAGGUGAUACGGAAAACCUACGGUGAAGAACCAAUCAACAGAGAUUUCUUUGAGAACGACCAGCAGUGGAUCGAUGAUGAGAACCAGGAAUUCGGUGUCAAGGAAAGGAGAACGCAAAAGGAACAGAAACUUGACAGCAUUCCCGAAGAAGAAGCACCCAAGGAACAACAACAAGAACUUCAAGAUGUACCUAGAUCAGCAUCUGCAGGACCGCGUGUGAUCCAAGGAAUGGUUUUCGAGCACAACGAUGAGGAGUUACCGGAACCGGAUCUGGAACCUGAUGAAUUUUGGCCAGAUUCAGACUAUGGAUCUGAUCAGGAAGAUGACAUUUUUGGGAACGAGGAUUCUGGACCUCCCAGUCUUACAGAUCAGGAACUCCGAGAUUUGGAUCGGAAAGCUAUGGUGACAGAGAUUGAUCGCCUCAUUGCCAUGCAGGCAGUUCAAAGGAUAGCCCUCAGUGAGAUUCAGAAACAAGAUGGAACAGGUGAAGCAGAGUACUAUGCAGGAAGAAAGUGCAAGGUGAACCUGUAUCUGGAUUCAUCAGAACAGUUUGUGCAUCCGCAGAUGUUCUCCUACUUCAAGGAACUAGGCCACCUAGUCCAGGAACUCUGUGAGAGCCAUAUCCCGGAAAGGAACGUAGAAGGACCAGAAGAAGAAGAAAGUGGAAAGGAAAGUGAAGAAGGAAAAGAGAUGGCACAAGCCGUGAAGGAACUUAAGGAGAUCAUGGCGAAGCAGAACGAGUGUAUGCAGGAACUGAAGCAAGACAUAGCAGGAAUGAAAGAACCGGUGCUUCAGCAAAGCCAGUUGACAGCAUUGGCGAUAAAGGAACUGACCAAGGAAGUUAGGGACCUCCAGGCCAACUUCAAGGAACUUCAAGGAAGAUGGGAUGAGUUCAUAGAAGAGGAAGAAAAGGCAAGAGAAGAGUACGCAAAGUACUUUGAAGAGCAGGAAAAGCUAAAGGAAGAGUUCAGACAGGAACGUGACCGUUUUCUGGAAAAGGAACUGAGGAUGGAAGGCCACCAUGGACCAAGAACUUCUACGUCACCUACAAGGAAAGAAGUAGAAGAAGAGGACAUCAGCCAGUACAAUGACCGCGGCUACUUCGACAGGAAGCAGGAAGAAGAGGAAGCCGAGGAAGCACUAGAGGAGAACGAGAACGAGUACUACACACAGGCAGACAUUGCCCAGAAGGAAGCAAAGAGAAAGGAACAGGAAAAAGGUUUCAAGCCACCUGUGGACAAGAGCCAGGAAUACAAGUACUACACCGAAGGAGGCCAUAUCUACAGGCAAAGCCACAAAACAGGAGAGAAGACUUGGUGGAACUACGACUACAAGUACAAGCACCAGAAAGGAAAAGGAAAGGAAGCCUACGAGAAGGCAGGGAAGGGAAGCCGACCACACCAGCCCUUCCAGCCACGAGAUGAAGAGGACAAAGCAUACUGGGUAAAGGACUUUGUCAGAGAAAAGGACCCCAGCGAUGAGACAGACAAGAACUAUUACGCCGUCUACCCCUACGAUGGGAACGACUACCAGUGGAAGUGGAACAGCGAAAACCACCAUUGGUACUUUUUCGACUUGACCGAGCGCCGUUGGUACAAGCAGGAAGGAAUAGACCCAAAAGGGAAGGACACUUGCUUGAUGCAAGAGCAGAAGUGGCGCAACUUUAAAGGAAAAGGAAAAGGAAAGAAAGGAAAGAAGAGCAAAGAUGAUGAUGAUGAAGAGAUGGCCAAGCACUCACCCGAGUACUACGACAUCGAAGCAGGAAAGCAAAAGGAGAAGCAAGAGCCAGAAAGCACCAAGGACACGAAUUUCCAGUAG